Messenger RNA from Sinocyclocheilus grahami, 2638 nucleotides. RefSeq names its product leucine-rich repeat transmembrane neuronal protein 4-like. The transcript has 3 exons. Bases 497 to 2212 code for a protein of 571 amino acids. The record is from RefSeq and is a predicted model, not a curated record. Gene Ontology annotation, molecular function: protein binding. NCBI's taxonomy places the organism in Eukaryota, Metazoa, Chordata, Actinopteri, Cypriniformes, Cyprinidae.
UUUCUCAGGGACGGAGCAGCUCGAGACUCUACUGCGGCGGCGAGCACAGCUUUCCUCUCACGCAAAGCCCUCAAGACUCAGUCUUUUCUUUUUGGCGUUGCUUACCUCUAGUACCUCUGGUCGAUAAGCUCCGCAUGAUUUAAACAUUAUUGUUCCAGUUAUGCGACCCAGAACAACUUUUGCCCUCAUCUUCAGUCAGUUGCUUGCUGCGUAGCGAGAAUUCAUUCAUAUUCCGUUUGAACGACGGAUGGCGAUCAUGUUCAUUGCUGUUGGAUGUACGCUGGUUUGUCGUGUUGUUGGAUUAAACGGGGGACGCAGCACGUUCUAAAGUGUUUUGCGAGAUGAGGUCGGAUUGGUAAUGAUUUUAGUUGGGCUGUAGGCUAAUACUGCUCGUACUAAAGGUAAAGUCUUCGUCGGAGUGGAUCCUGAGAGACUGAGUAUCUGUGCAGUAACCGCAGGGAUUAAACGCGAGUGGAAUCAAAAGCGCGCGGCUGAUAUGGGUUCUGUUAUUUGUGACAAGAGAUUAGCGGGCCUCCUCCUCCUUCAAGCCUCCUCCCUCCUGCUGUUCAGUUCUGGGGAAAGGAUGUGCCCCUAUAGCUGCCGUUGCGAGGGAAAGAUUGUCCAUUGUGAGUCGGCUGGCUUCCAAGACAUCCCAGAAAAUAUUUCAGUUGGUUGUCAAGGUCUAUCCCUGCGCUACAAUGACCUGCAUACAAUGCUCCCUUACCAGUUUGCCCAUCUUAACCAGCUACUGUGGCUGUACCUGGACCACAAUCAAAUCAUGUUUGUGGAUAGUCGUGCUUUUCAAGGGGUGCGGCGAUUGAAGGAGUUGAUCUUGAGCUCCAAUAGAAUUUCACAGCUUCAUAAUGUCACUUUUCACGGAGUACCUAACCUACGCAGUCUCGACCUCUCCUACAACAUGUUGCAGGAGCUGCAGCCGGGCCAGUUUUUUGGUCUUCGAAAACUGCAGAAUCUGCACUUGCGGUCCAACGGGCUGACGACGAUCCCUGUCCGGGCGUUUCUUGAGUGCAGAAGCUUGGAGUUUCUAGACUUGGGCUAUAAUCGGCUUCGGGUUCUUACUCGUACGGCAUUCCUGGGUUUGUCUCGACUUAUGGAGCUCCACCUGGAGCAUAAUCAGUUUUCACGAAUCAACUUCUUUCUUUUUCCUCGCCUUGCUAACCUUCGUGCCCUGUAUCUACAAUGGAACCGUAUUCGAGCUGUCAACCAAGGCCUUCCGUGGAGCUGGUACACCUUGCAAAAGCUUGAUAUCUCUGGCAAUGAGAUACAGGUACUAGAUCCUGUAGUAUUUCAAUGCCUCCCCAAUCUUCAGGUCCUCAACUUAGAGUCUAACAAACUGGCCAAUAUGUCUCAGGAGGUUGUGGCUGCCUGGAUCUCCCUAACAACCAUUAGCCUUGCAGGCAACAUGUGGGAUUGUGGACCAGGCAUUUGUCCUCUUGUUGUCUGGCUCAAGAAUUUCAGAGGCACCAAGGACACUAGUAUAAUCUGCAGCAGUCCUAAGCACCUUCAAGGGGAGAAGGUUAUGGAGGCUUCAAAGACCUACAUUGACUGUGAUGACUACGAAAUUACUGCUCAAUCACCUUUGUAUCUGCUGACCUUUGAUCCAAAUUUUGACCUUACUCUUGAACCGACUGACCCGACAAUGGCUCCUACAACACCGCCUCCACCCUUGCCUUCACCUGCCUCUGAGGUGCCAUUUCCACCUCCCCAUCCUCGACCGCCUCAACGCCCCACCUUCCCCAGCCGUGCAAAUCCAGAUCCCAGAGACGCCCAUCAAUGGACACCCUCAUCAUCCGACAGUUUAUUAGUCACGCCAGCUCCUGAGCAAGACAACGUGUCAUUUCACAAAGUGGUGAUGGGUGGGGUGGCACUGUUCCUCUCAGUGUCCCUUGUCUUGUCAGUAAUUUAUGUCUCCUGGAAACGUUACCCUGGUGCCACCCGGCUUUUGCAGCAGAGUACAGUGGGCCGUAAGCGUAGGAAAAAGAGUCAGGAGCCUGAACAGAACCUGAGCUCCCAGCUCCAGGAAUAUUACAUGAGCUACAACCCUGCAGCCACGCCAGAAGCCUUGGAAGUGCUGGGCAAUGGGACAGGUACCUGCACCUGCACCAUAUCCAGCUCCCGGGAAUGUGAGAAUGAAUACACAUGUCCCAGACCGUUACCUGGAGCUUGGAUUGGAGACAUACCCACCAUACACUGAAGGGACUGUUUUGUUCCUCAAAAUAAUCCACCGGCAGAGGAUUUGUGCCUACCUGCAUUUCAUCAGUCGCAUCAAGCUUUGUUCUCAUGAUACCACUCAUGCUUUCAGUGCUUCUUUAAUGGAUUUUGCUGGAUAUUCUUCAGUCAGACACUGCAAACGGACAUCUGAGAGACAGUGGGAACAGAUGCAUAUUUUACUAAAACACAUUUGGAUGCCUCACUUUGUUCUUUAAUGCGCCUGGAUACAUGUAUCAGGUUUAUUUGGGAAUCCUUUGGUGGAACAUACCAAUGAAAGUUAUCCAGCCUUUGACGAAUCGCCCAGCGUCAUUUGACAUUUGUGUGGACCUAUACAUAAACUACAAACUUUGUUAAUAUACCCUCGAAUUUAAAACAGGACUUGCCCUUUCCUCUGUUAUUUAAUGUACAU